Penicillium roqueforti is the source of this 1575-nucleotide messenger RNA. RefSeq names its product cation diffusion facilitator family transporter. The coding region runs from base 1 to 1575 and encodes 524 amino acids. NCBI's taxonomy places the organism in Eukaryota, Fungi, Ascomycota, Eurotiomycetes, Eurotiales, Aspergillaceae. Gene Ontology annotation, biological process: zinc ion transmembrane transport; intracellular zinc ion homeostasis. Gene Ontology annotation, molecular function: zinc ion transmembrane transporter activity. Gene Ontology annotation, cellular component: membrane. The transcript has 4 exons. The record is from RefSeq and is a predicted model, not a curated record.
AUGGGCCUGUCCAAAACGAACAGGAUCUUGAUCCUGCUGGUCAUUGAUACGGCAUUUUUCUUGCUUGAAUUGAUCACUGGUUAUGCCGUGCACUCUCUUGCCCUUGUCGCCGACUCCUUCCACAUGUUGAAUGAUGUCUUAUCCCUAUGUGUCGGAUUAUGGGCCGUGAAGGUUGCGAACCGGGAGACGAGCUCCAACACCUACACCUAUGGCUGGCAACGAGCGGAGACACUUGGUGCCUUGGUCAAUGGCGUGUUCCUAGUCGCCCUGUGCAUGUCGAUUUUCUUAGAGGCGACCCAGCGAUUGUUCGAGCCCCAGGAAGUGCAAAACCCGCGCUUUGUUUGCAUUGUUGGCUGCUUCGGUCUAGCCUCCAAUAUUGUUGGAUUGGCACUGUUCCACGACCACUCCCACGGACCUGGCGGCCACGAUCACGGCAACGGUGGCGAGCACGAUGAGCACGACCAUGACCAUGACAUCGAGGCUGGUGAUCAUGAUCACGAUCACACACCCAUCGCCGAACACAGUGAGAGCUUGGCGGCGCCUAAGGUUUUGGACAGAGCCGCAAGCUUGCCUCAAAAUGCCCUUACCCAAUCUCCCACUGACCCAUCCCGAAAACGGCGCGACCUCCAGACCCGCGGGCCAAGGAGCUACAGCACUUCGACAGGACGUGGAUUCGUGAGCGCCGAUGAUAUUCCCGUGCUCCCCGAGAGACUGAGACAAGGGAUUAUCGCGGCUAGUCAAUACCGGAAUGAACAAUCGUCGGAUUCGGACAAUGGAAAUGACGAGGAUGAGCAGCCAUCUGAGCGUUCAGGUCUUUUGAGUCACCGCGAUCGCACAACCAACUACACCGACGAGGAAGGAGCUCCUACCAAGAUCCACCAUCACCCCGAUGAAGAUGUCCACAAAUCCCACAACCAUGCCCAGCCUAAGCCAAAGGGCCAAAAGAAGGGUCACAACCACGACCUCAACAUGCGUGGUGUCUUCCUCCAUGUUAUGGGAGACGCCCUCGGAAACAUCGGUGUGAUCGUUUCCGCGCUUAUCAUCUGGUUGACGGACUACAAGUGGCGCUUUUACGCCGACCCGGUCAUUUCUCUCAUUAUCACAGUGAUCAUUCUUGCAUCUGCCAUUCCGUUGUGUAAGGCCGCCUCGCGUAUCCUUCUUCAAGCCGUGCCCCCCGGCAUGAGCAUUGAUCACAUCAAAGAAGACAUUGAGCGCCUUCCUGGUGUCAUUGGAUCACACCACCUGCACGUUUGGCAACUCAGCGACACCAAGGUCGUGGCUUCGAUUCAUCUCCAAGUGGACACCGAGAUCAAGGGUGAAGGCUCGGAGAGGUACAUGCGUCUGGCGAGACAGGUCAGACGCUGUCUCCAUGCUUACGGUAUUCACUCUUCGACUAUCCAACCUGAGUUCGCGCCGGAAAGUGAUGUCGAAGACAAUGGACAAGGAUCAUCCUCUCACACCGAGGACCACAUUCCCAGUCGUGCUGCUAGUGUUCGGGAGGGCGACCCUCAAGCAUGCCUUCUGGAGUGUGACAACAACUGUGCCGAAGGAGGCCAGUGUUGCCCUAAAAAGUGA